UGUCUGACUUGUGAGAAGAAGUUGAAUCACUACCGGAGUUUAUUCCAACCGGACAAUUUCGCGGACUAACAUGGUGUGAAUUGUCUGCGAAAUAAAGUUGCCUUGCUCAUUCUAUUGCUUGUAAGCAUCGAAGUCGAACGAAAGUGUCGAGUUCAAAUCGUAGUUUGCCGUCAGGAUAGUGAGGGAGUGACGCGCCAAAUUUGAAAUGAGCUCGGUUGUAAUUAGACUAGCGAAGAGCAGCUAGCAAAAAAGGAUAACUUUUUCUUGAUUUGGCGUCUUGUUCACUGUCAUAAGGGCCCGACGUCUUUAUAUGUAAUCCUCCUCUCAAAGAGAUGAGUCGAAAAACAAGAACCGCGGUCCUAGUGGACUACGUGGAUUUGGUUUCAGACGAGGACAGUAACAGCAUUGACAAUGAAGAGGAGUGGAAGCCACCCAAGCCAAAGUCAAUCCCUGGUGUCUCAGCUGCAGGUGAGAAGAGACCCUCCAAGAAACCCUCCAAACCCAGAGUCCCUAAAAGUGAGACUGCCAAGAGAGGCACAAAAGCCCCUAAAGCUGGGCUAAAGGAAGAAAAGCCUGAAAACAAGUCAAAUCUACAGGCCGGAGAUGUACAAUCAGGCUCAACAGAGUCUGGACCAAGCGUCAGGACAAAAGAGGAGAGGAUGUCACAUAUCAUCUCACAAUCAGAUACGGGGCCCCCUGAAGUCUCAUCAUUUGCCGACUUGACCGCAAAGAAAGAAGAAGAUGACGACGACUUCACCUUUGAUGAGCCUGCGCUGAAGAAGCAGAAGACAGGCUGCCAAUCGGCUCGCCCGUCCAAACAGCCGCAAUCGGCGAUGAAAGGGGAACUUGAUAUGAACUGGGACCCCAUUGAGGUGCUGUCCACACUGUCGUGCGUGCAGCGUUGGGUUUGCGCUAACGUCGUCUCGCUGCUGCGCGAGGAGAACACAGUGCCCUUCAUGGUGCGCUACCGCAAGGAGAUGAUCAAUCACAUGGACGCCGACGCCGUGCGGGAUGUCCAGCUGGUCUACGGAGAGCUGUGUGCUUUGGCAAAGAAGACCCAGUCUGUGAUCACCACUCUAAAAAAAGACGGCCUUUUGACUGCUGAACUUGAAAAAAGCCUGAGGAGCUGCCGAUCCGCCGAUGAACUGGAUCACGUGUACACGCCUUACAAGAAAGGAUGCAAGGUAACCAAAGUGAGGAAGGCAAAAGCACUGGGCCUCGAGCCAGCUGCCACUGCUCUGAUCGAGGCGCCGCACACGCUGGAUUUAAGGACAUGGGUUCAACCCGGAACAGAGGGUCUCUCGUCUGUGGAAGAGGUGUCAAGCGGCGUUCUCCAUAUCCUGGCCUACACUAUCGCCAAAGACCCUGAAACGCUCACCUACGUGAAAACAUUGUGUGAGAAUGACAACGUGAGCCUCCACUCGUCGGUGACCAAGACCGCCCUCAAGGAGAAAGAAGAGAAGACGGAAGCGAGCGACAAUAAGUCGGCGGCUCAGAAAAACAAAAAACAGGAUAUUGACAAGUUUCACCUCUACUUUGACUUCACCAGCACACUCCGGCGCGUCCAGCCUCAUCAGACGUUGGCCAUCAACCGAGGCGAGAGUCUGAAGAUUCUGACAGUCAAGGUGAACAUCCCUGACAGGGUGAAAAAGAACUUUAUAUGCUGGUGCAUCAACAACAGGUGGAAACCAAAAAUGUACGCUCGGGAUGACCAUCAAGCACUUAUAAAGGAUUCAGUGGAGGACUCUUACAAAAGGCUCAUUGUGCCUUUUCUCAGCAGAACAUUCAGAACCAACCUGACUAAAGUGGCUGAAAAAGAGUCGGUCGCCAUGUUUGUGCGAAACCUCCGCCAGCGCUUGUUGGUGUGUCCGGUUCGGGGCUGCACCGUGAUGGGGGUGGACCCUGGCUUCAGACAUGGCUGCAAGCUGGCAAUCCUCUCCCCCACCGGUCAAAUCCUCCACACGGACGUUGUCUACCUGCAUGGCUGCCGCAAUGAUAGAGAAGCGGAGAAACUGCGCCACCUUAUGGUCAAACACAGCUGCGGCAAGGUCGUCAUCGGCAAUGGGACGGCAUGUCGCGAGACUGAGGCCUUCUUCGCUGACCUCAUCGCCAAGUGCUACUUUCACCCCCUGGACGUAUCCUACUGUAUCACCAACGAGGCCGGCGCAUCCAUCUACAGCGUGAGCCCCGAGGCGAUUAAAGAGAUGCCCGAUUUGGACCCGAACCUCCGAAGUGCAGUGUCCAUCGGAAGACGCGUCCAGGAUCCACUGGCGGAGCUCGUGAAGAUCGAUCCAAAACACAUUGGGAUCGGAACGUACCAGCACGACGUUUCAUCCGCCGCUCUGAAGGCGGCGCUCGACGGCGUGGUGCAGGAGUGUGUCAGCUUCGUCGGGGUCGACAUCAACAUCUGCUCUGAGAUUCUGAUGAGGCACGUCGCGGGCUUAAACACAGGAAGGGCUCGCAGCAUCGCCGAAUGGAGAGAGCAGAACGGGCCCUUUGUCAACAGGGAACAACUCAAGCUGGUCAAAGGCAUGGGACCAAAGAGCUACCAGCAGUGCGCUGGCUUCAUCAGAAUCAACCAAAUUGGCCACAGCGCUGAGCAUGCGCCACUGCCAAUGCUGCCAGCUAAAGCAGUUGCCAAGAAGGUCAAAAGGAAAUGCAAUGUCAGCGUCGCCGCACAUGUCAAUCCUUUGGACCAGACCUGCAUCCAUCCAGAGUCCUACGAUGUGGCACAGAGGUUCCUUGACCUCAUUGGCGGCAGUGCCAGCCAGAUCGGCAGCGCGGAUCUCAAACGGAGCGUGGAGCAGAAAGUGGCCAAAAGCGGCAUGGACGAACUGUCCAAAAUGCUCGGCACCACUCCUGAGACUCUCGGGCUCAUCGUCGAUGGCCUCACCCAACCUCCCGGCUUUGACAUCCGGCAAGAUUUUGGGCAGGAGGACUUUAAGCGAGGCAUUGUGUCCAUUCAGGACCUACAUGUGGGUGCAGUCCUGACGGGCCGUGUGGAAAACACGUGUCUGUUCGGGGCUUUCGUAGACAUCGGCGUGGGCCGCUCGGGCCUCAUCCAUAAGAGCAAAAUUACUUUGGACAAACUGCCCGUUGGCCAGCGCCGCCGCAGCUUGGCCUUGGGACCUGGGGAGAGGGUGGAGGUGCGUGUGUUAAAUGUGGACGCUCAGAAGGGACGCAUCGGCUUGGACCUGAUCCGGCUGCUGCACUGACUUGCACUUCUUUGUUCUUCGGGGAAGACUUGCUUCCUCCAAUGAAUAAAAAAAUAAUCUUG
This is a messenger RNA of Syngnathus typhle (broad-nosed pipefish), 3277 nucleotides long. RefSeq names its product S1 RNA binding domain 1 (gene srbd1). Gene Ontology annotation, molecular function: structural constituent of ribosome; mRNA binding. The transcript has 20 exons. Gene Ontology annotation, biological process: translation; nucleobase-containing compound metabolic process. NCBI's taxonomy places the organism in Eukaryota, Metazoa, Chordata, Actinopteri, Syngnathiformes, Syngnathidae. Bases 333 to 3215 code for a protein of 960 amino acids. The record is from RefSeq and is a predicted model, not a curated record.